AUGAUGAUAGCUCUGCACGAGCUGAUAGAAAUGAGUGCUUUUGAUGAAAGAGAAGAUUUCAUACUUAGGGGAUUCGUUGAGAGACACAUUGAAAUUUGUGAUUUCCCAGAGUGUAACUGUAUGGAGUACUAUAAAAUUAUAAAUAGUCACUAUAGAAUUUAGCUAGCGACUAUUGCCACUAUGAAAGAGGAUGAGAAUAACAAAGGAUCUAUAUCUACAGCACAUAACAGAGCUACUUAUGACGAUGAAACUACUCAGGAUGAUAGCUCAAUGUAAAAGACAUUCUUCGUUCAGAAUAAAAAUCUUAUUAAGUAGAAUAAAGCCAGAACUAAAUUCCUGAAUAAUUUUCUCAUUAACAACAUAAAGGUGUUUCUAGAAUUAUUUCCAAAUUCAGUUAAACUUAGAUACAUGUCAGCAUUUAUAUACUUCAAUCUGUUUAAAAACAGUUUCAAAGCUCUCUAUGAGCUAAGUUAUACUUAAACACUAAAGAGUAGUUUUGGAGAUACAUAUGAUAGUUAUACUCUUGGACUUAAGAUUAUUACUUAUUUCACCUAAAGAGUAAAUUCAUUCUUAUCAAAAGAAUCCAAAAUCCUGGAUUUAGAAAUAGAUCUAAAACAAAUUAUAGAGUUUGAAAAAUUGAAUAUCAAGUACUAAAAGAGCAUAGAGUAAACUAGUGAAAUAGCAGAGGCGUUUUGGCUUGAGCUAAAUAAGAAGAAUAUUCAUAUUGAUAAUAUCUUUAAGCUUGGUUCAGAUAUCAACAGCUAGUUUUAUAUGAUUAAGAAAAAGUAUAAAAAGUUAAUGUCCAUUAACUCAAACUACCUAGAGGUAGCAUAUUUAUACAAACUAUUUGUAUCGCUCUGCCUUAACUAUGAACUAGAGGAGACUGAAGCUAAAAUGGAAAUAACUAAGAUACUUUAAGCCAAGGGUAUGAAAAAGAAAAAUCUCAGAUAAGAGUAUGCUCGCAUAAACUUUAGUGAUGAGAAUGGAAUGAUCAUCAUAAGUGGAUGCUAAAGAGAUUUUAGUAAGAUUCUAGCUAUGAAUAAUAAGGCUGAGAGGAUAUUUGGUUAUAAUACGGAUGAGUUGAUAAAUCAUUCAUUGACAAAACUUCAACCUCUGGUCUAUGGAUAUUCACACGAAGAUUUCAUUUUGAACUAUGUUAAUAGCAAAAGGAAAAUAAACAAAGAUAGUCAUAAUUUUGUAUGGGGAAAGCAUAAAUCUGGCUUUAUUAUGCCUCUUGUCAUGGAUAUUAGUCCUUAUGUUACAUUUGAAUAUAAUUUGUGCUUCAUUGCAUUUUGCAAACGUUCAAUUCUACUUGAAAUGUAUCCUUUAAAAGAAAUAUUAGAUGCUUAGGAUGUAUUUGUAUUACUGGCUGACUAGAAAGGAGUGAUCACAGAUAUGACAAGGAAUAUUACUGAAUGGCUUGGUUUCCCUUAAUAAGCUUUGAAUAAGGAUAUUAGUUUAGAGUAGAUAUUUGAUGGUAUUCUUGAAGAUGAAUGUGAAAAAGAAUUUACUGAUGGGAAAAAAAUUGAUUUUUUUAUGAAUUCCUUCAAAGAUGCAUUAGAUGACUUUGAAAAUAGAAGUGAAGAUGAAUUUGAAUCCACUCUCUGCAUGAAGGAGAAAAAAUGCAAGGCUCUUGUUUGGAUGAAGAUGCAUGAGCAUUAAUUAGUACCUCAUAGUACUAUCUUGCCGAUUACUCCUGGAGUAGUUACUGGAUCAGGUAUAAUUGGAACUAUGGGAGGCUCUCCACAAGCAGCUACCUUACCGAGUAAUACUCUAGUAGUAAGAGAAAUAUGGUUUGUUCUAUUAGAGGAAGAUGCUAAUACUGCCACUGCAACUGCAUCAUUUCUUGAUACUAAACUUACUCAUGAAUCUGGACUUGAAAAAGAAGAGCUAAAGUUUACUUAUCAAGAGGAUCGUGAGGAAAUUUGUUCAUUAGCCUCUGUUUCAUCUUUAGCUGGAUAUGGCAGUUCAGACAAAGGGCUGAUCAAUAAACUAAGUGAAAUAAAAACUUCAACAGUUGAAGAGUCUAAGCCAAGAUCAAUAUCUCUGUUAUAAAAAACUCUAGUAAUUGUGGCUUUAAUGUCUUUAGUUAGUGCUGUAAUAAUGCUUGCUUUGGCAUUAAUCAAAGAUAAAAAUUUCUUCCAUUAAUUGAAAGAGAUCAAUAUGACUAAGAUAAGUUCAAUUAAUUAUGUCAAUAUCCAAAUCAUUGUAAGAGAGCUGGUUAACAUUGCAAAUGGUAGUUAAGAGGACAAAAUUUCUUUUAUAGAUGGGAAAUUAUCAACUUUUCUAUAAGCAAUGCUUUUAUAAGAAACCGAAAACUAUAGGUAACACCAAAUUGAGCUAGAUCAUUAUGACACUGAUUUCAUGAAAGCCUAAUAUGAAGAUUAUAAACUGGAUCCUGUUCUUCUACAUUAUAUCAGAUAAGACGGUUAUUACUAUUCAAUGAAUAAAUCAUACGCAUUGGCUUUUUAUGAAUUAAUAACUUAGUCGUAAGAUGUUGGAUCUUAUACAGAUAUAAAAAAUCUAAGUUUAAUUCGAGCUCUAUUAAAUGAUAAGUCUCCAAAUGAUGCAAAUAAAUUCUCGAAAACUUCUUCAUUAAAUGAGAUUUAAAGAGAGAUUUACUUUUUGCUCUAUAACUUAAAUUUGCCAUUGCUAAACUUUUAUUAGUUGAAGUUAUCUGAAAAUUACAUGCAAACAGCAGUGGAUAGUGUCUUUUAAAACUAGACCUUAUUUCUUUCAAUCACAGUUAUAACUAUAGCUAUGACUUUAAUGACGGCAAUCUUGAUUAUUCCAAUAAUUUUAAGGAUUGAAUCAAACAAGGAAAAAGUAUUCUUCAUAUAUGCUGAACUGUCAAAGAAUGAUGUUGAUGAUCGAAAGCGUAACAUUAGAAUAUUUUUUGCAAAAUUAAGGCAAUCUACGAAUAACCCUGGAGGUUCGCUCUUUUACUAGAAAUCUUCAAGAAUUGUUUCAUCCAGACUCUUGACUAAAAAAUUCUCAAUGAAAGACGAGAGUAAUUAAUUAGGCACACUUGGAUUGACAAGAUAAGCUCCUAUGAAAGAUGGGGUUAAUAAUUCUAAUAAUGAAAAAAAUCACGGAGACAUGGAAGAAGAUUUGAGAGCUGAGAUGAUGAAACAGUAAGAGGAGUUGGAGGCUGCUGUGUUUAAAAAGAUCUUUCACAAGAAAAUAAAGCAGAUGAGUCUCAUCAAGAAGAUCAAGUAUAUACUCAUGAUUCUUCUACUUGCUGGAGUUGUUUAGGGGUACUUCUUGCUUAAUUACUUUUUAAUCUAAAAUGUUGACAACACGAUUGAUGAAAGUAUUGGCUUUUAUAAGAUUGUUUCAGCUAGAGACCCAUUGUUUAGCGAGUUAAUUGCUUAUUAUAGAGAAAGUUUGGCAAGAAAUACAAGUAUGUAUAUGUUUCCGGGAGAUUUAGAAUAAAAUGAUAAUAGAACUUAGGUCAACUUUGUUGAUUAUUUCCAGGCACAAGUCCAAAUUAAUGAGAUGAAAUUUAAUAAUUUGAGAAGAAGGAUUCCAAAUGUAUUGACUGAAACUUAUAAUUUUCUUAGCUAGAUUGAAGGUGAAGGACUUUGCAAUAUUGAGGUAAAAGACUUUAGUAAUUAUAUUUGCAAAAAUGCACUAGAUGGUAUACUAAAAACAGGAGUCACUUCAACUAUAACUUCAAUGGUCAAAGAAAUAAUUUAGUCUCAGAUCAACUUUAGAAAUGACCGAUUAAGUGAAAAAGGAUUGAGAGAUCUCAUUAACAAUGAAAAGAUUAGAUCGAUAAUAUAUCUAAAGCUAAUUUACCUUGAUAACGCAUUAGAAAUGCUCAUUGAAAAUACCACGAGCUCGAUAUAAACUUACUUUAGAGAGAUCGAGCGAAAUCUCAUCAUAAUCUUUGUUUGCUUUGUGAUUCUUAUGAUUGUUGGAGUAGGCAUAUCCACCACUUGGGGAAUGAACUUCCUCUAUAGGCACUUUAAUGCGACUAAAAGCAUUUUAAACUUGAUUCCAGGUAAAUGCCUUAUUGAGUUGAGUGAGAAAACUGAUCUUAAAAAGAUUUAGUUUUGA
Stylonychia lemnae is the source of this 4062-nucleotide messenger RNA. The record is from the annotation of a GenBank genome assembly. Lineage: Eukaryota; Ciliophora; Spirotrichea; Sporadotrichida; Oxytrichidae.